AUGUCUAACAGAAACAUCACAGGGGUGUGGCACAACAUUGCCUCAAUUCGGAAUGACGUCAAGAAACAUGGGCUUGACAUUGGCGAUAUCUUUCAACUUCAGGUGCAAUCAGGUGACAACUCCCAGUUCUGGUACGAUAAUUGGGUAGGUUCGGGAAUACUGAAAGACAAAUAUCCCUCUCUAUUUGAACUUGAAUCGAGGAAGCGAUGUACUGUAGCUGAUAGAUUCUAUGAUGGAUCAUUUGAAGAACAUUGGAACUCUUGUCCUAGUCAUUUGGGCUUGGCAGCAGACAUGGAUAGUCUCAAAAUGGAUUUGUCCAAUGUGGAACUGGCUUAUGGCGAUGACAAAUGGUUAUGUAAAUUAAACAAUAAUGGAGAAUACACGGUAUGUGCAUUAAGACGGAAGAUUGAUAUGUAUGCAGGCCCACAGCCCCCAUUGCCUACCAUCACUUGGUCUAAAGAAGUACCUUUAAAAGUAAAUUGUUUCGUAUGGAGGGCGUUACAGAAUAAAAUCCCAGCAUCUGAGGCGCUGAGAUUCCGGGGAGUUGAUAUUGCAUCGACUGUAUGUGGUGCGUGCAUUAACUAG
This is a messenger RNA of Lactuca virosa, 585 nucleotides long. NCBI's taxonomy places the organism in Eukaryota, Viridiplantae, Streptophyta, Magnoliopsida, Asterales, Asteraceae. The record is from the annotation of a GenBank genome assembly.